This is a messenger RNA of Naumovozyma castellii, 1287 nucleotides long. RefSeq names its product Yap1802p. The transcript has a single exon. Lineage: Eukaryota; Fungi; Ascomycota; Saccharomycetes; Saccharomycetales; Saccharomycetaceae. The coding region runs from base 1 to 1287 and encodes 428 amino acids. The record is from RefSeq and is a predicted model, not a curated record.
AUGACCUCCUACAAUAAGUUGGUUAAAGGUGCGACUAAGGUCAAGAUGGCACCUCCCAAGCAAAAAUAUGUGGAUCCGAUCCUCUUGGGUACGGCAAACCCGAUGGAAUUCGAACAGAUUGUAUCUCAAUUGACAGCUCGUAUUAAUAAUUGUAAUAUUUGGUCAGUGGUCUAUAAGACGUUGAUUGUGGUCCAUUUGAUGAUUUCCAUUGGGGAACAAGGUGUUACUUUACGUUAUUUCGCCAAGAAUUUAGAAUUUUUCAAUUUAGAAAGGAUCUUAAAUUCAAGUAAAUGGUCUCAAAAUGAUUUAGUAGCUUUACAAAGGUACGAUAAUUAUUUGAAAAUUAGGUGUAGGGAAUUCGGUAAGUAUAAACUGGAUUUCAUUAGAGAUGCUCAUGUGUUUUUAAACAAAGAUAACAAUUUAGGUUUAGAGAUGGUAGAAUCUAUCUUGGAUAUUAUUAAAACCCUGGUUAGAAAUAGAUAUUCCAGCUAUGAUUUACAGAAUAAUCCAGUGUUGAUGUAUGCCUUCAAAUUAUUGAUUCAAGACUUGUUGGCUUUGUAUAAUGUAUUGAAUGAAGGUGUCAUUAACUUACUAGAAUCCUUUUUCGAUUUGGAUUACAAAGAUGCUGAAUGGACAUUGACUGUAUAUAAGGAUUUUGUCGAUACUACUGAAGAUGUAGUGGCGUAUUUGAAGAUCGGGAAGUCUGUUGGUAUGCAGAUUCCUGUUAUCAAACAUAUUACAACAAAACUGAUUAGAUCUUUAGAAGAUCAUUUGCAUAAUACAAAACAACAACCACAGUCACAAUCCCAAAAUAUUAAUAAAUUGAAAACAAAUGAUACAAAUAACAGUAGUAAGUCCGCUGCAGAACAGCGACUACAACAAAUUAGAGAACAAAAACGUAUUUUACAACAACAACUUCAAGAAAGUAAUCAGCAACAACAAUCUUUAAGAACACCGACAGUUCCACAACAACAGGGAUUUUUAAAUAAUCCCUUUACUCCCGAAUUAACUACCCCUAACACCAGAAUAUCAUCCAUGGCAUCACCUCAAUCAUAUAAUCCCUUCACUCCGGAAUGGACAGGUAACUUAACCAACGGUACUGCAAAUGUAAAUGUAAAUAACACAGGGAUGUUUACCUUUGAAACUUUACAACCUCAGCAGUUAGUAACUACACCGACCAACAACCCAUUUUUAAUGCAACAUGAAAUGCAGCAGCAACAGCAACAGCAACAGCAGCAACAGAAUUUUAUGAAUCAACCCUACACUCAAGGAUACAAUAACAUAUGA